Molecule: messenger RNA, 2210 nt
Organism: Pocillopora meandrina
Lineage: Eukaryota; Metazoa; Cnidaria; Anthozoa; Scleractinia; Pocilloporidae
Source: the annotation of a GenBank genome assembly
UUUACAAUAACAAGAGACUUCGUAAAAGAAAGUUUACUCUUUGUCGUCAAUAUGGCUUUCGCUGAUCUAAUAAUAGAAGCCUUCACUUUCCCCGUUUCUGUUCACUCAUUACCUAGCAUGAACAACUAUCAACUUUGGAUGGGAAAUGUGAAUUCAUUGUGGACUUUGCCUUACUUCUGCUUAACGUCUUAGGUAAUUUCCCUGAAAGUUUCAUUGACCUUUGCGGUUCUAAUAUCCUGUGAGGGGUUUUACGCCAUAUAUGUAAGAGAUUAAUACCGACGUUCGAGGUAUUUAUCUGACUUUUUUCAUGAUAUUAUUUGUGAGGAAUCUUUAGAGAAUGAUUCUUUUCUUCAAGGGGCCAAACACCGGCUAAUUAAUACGGUCAAACCUUCGUCAAAUCAAAGCAGAUACCAGGGACCGCGCAGCAAGUUUUCGAGUGGGGGGGGGCUAAAGAAGAAUGCGUGAAGGAAACUUUUCUUGUUAAUUUUUUUUUGUUUAAUUUAUUUUUAUUUUUGCAAAAAAGUGGGGGGGCUAAAGCCCCCCCAGCCCCUCCCUCAGCGCGGUCCCUGGAUACAAUGAAAGCAACCUGAUGUCUGCGUUUCUCACAGGAAUGUGAAAAGUUGUUGCGAAUUCCUCCGAGACAAGCGCUAGACUUUUUUGUACUUUGAUAUUUUGGCGAGUCCACAAGGGACUUAGCAUUGCAUUUUCUUUGUUUUUUGUUUAUGUGUUCUAUUGUUUGAUAUUUUGUUUUUGUUCUUGUUCACAAGUUUUUCGGUAAAUGUGUACGAACGUUUUCCAACGACUUUUUCUGUUUUUGUGCUGUCAUUAUGGACGGCAUGUAUAGCGACGAGGAGCUUUUUCUUACCCAAAAUAGUUUUUCGAAAGAAAUAUUACAACACAGUUUUAGUAUUGAUUCUAUUUCAGACGGCCUAGUAGUUAAUGAUGAGCCUGCUCCACGAAAUUCGUGUGCGGAAGAAUUAAAGCAAGCAGUGACUGAGGAAAGCAUCAACGAUGGACGGACGGACCCAUUGAAUUGCUCAGAAGCAGUAAGAAAGAUUUUGAUCGUUGACGAUGGAGAACUUGAGAAGAGGAAGGAAUCUCGAAUACUGCUAAAUACAAGAAUAAAUACAUCGUGGGCAGUUCGUACUUGGUCUGAAUGGGCAGUGGAGCGAAACGGAAUGAUCGCAAUCAAAGGUGAAAGUGGAAUUACACUUUCCCCAGUCAGACCCGACAGUCUCAAUAUCACCGACAACGAGGGACUUAAUUAUUGACUAAGCAAAUUGGUUGUAGAAGUUCGUAAGAAAAAGGAUCCAGGCUCUGUUUACCCGCCAAACACUCUUUGUCAACUUUUCUGUGGUCUUCAGCGACACAUGCGAGACAAUGGUCGGCCUGAGCUAAACUUCUUCACCGGGGAUUAAUUUGUAGAAAUUCUAAUAAAUCCUUCGCUCAGGAAUUUAUUUGUACAAAUCCCUGAAACGAGGAUUUAUAUAGAUAAAUCCCUCAUUUACAAUCAAAUUCAAAUUCAAUUCAUCAGCCACGCUCUUCCCUGCUACAUUAUCAAGCCUUCCCCGGACUUUCGGUUUGUUAAUAUUGAACAGGGUUGUAAGUUUGAUAAAGGUUGUUGAAUAACAAAAGAAAAGGUGUGAAUCAUGAAAUAACGGCCGCUUAAACACCGAACAGUAACAGUACAAACGUCCCGCUUUGUCACUUUUAUCGUGUGGACGAUGUUUCCGCUCUUUUUCACCGCUGCUUACUUACAAUACGGGGAUUUUAUCAAAUAUCUACGUUUAUCAUAUGUUUUCAGCGUAGUAAUCAUUAUUUGCGGUUGUGAUACCGCAAUUUGGAUGAAGUUUAAACAUGGAAGCGUUGCUUCUCAGCAGCAAAACAGAGAGGCUCAAAAUCUGCGUUUGACGAGGACAAUGUUGUUGGCUUCUUUACUUGCUUUGCUUUGCUGGUUCCCUUUGAUCAUCGUGGCUGGCUCUAAAUAUUUAGGAACUCCAAUGUCGAUUAGAUAUUACCUCAUUGCUCGCUUCCUCGGUAGCUCAAACGCUAUUGUCAAUCCAGUUAUGCAUGCAUUGAGGAUUCCGGAGUUUCGACCAGCACUUGUUCAAUACUGUGUCAAGAAGCAACUUGGAAUGAACGUGGAAAGCAUCGAAACUGAAAGAAACCAGGCAGCCUUCUCAUCGAGAGAGACACAGCUGAGAACUUUA